AUGGGCAGGGAGCACCGAUGUUCUCCGGAUCCCGUGGAUCACUACUACAAGAGCAGUUCGACGAAAAAGCCACUCCAUCGACGAAAACACUCCUUGUUGAGUGCGGCAUGCAGUGGUCUGCAUCUCGAGACGGCACGGUUUAUCUUGGACAUGCAGCCUACACCCGGUUCGGUCGAUUUCAACCAGUCGGACCGUGAUAAAGCGCUGCUGGCAGCUGCUGGGGCUCUUACUAAUCUUCCUCCUGAAAGUCUUUUCCCUGAAGCUCGAAAAUCUGAGACACUCGUUGAUUUCGACCAUGAUCACUGGAAGAGCGAUCUAAUCGCCCGUGGCGAGGAAUUAAUACACUUGCUCCUGGACGGCGGUGCAUCUGCCCAGGCGGUUGAUCUCCCCACCAGUGAGAUUCAAUGGGCGAGUUGGAUACUCUGUGGUGGCUCUGCAGUCGAAGACAAUGAUAAUGGAAGUCAAGCACUACAAUCUUUCGGUACAGUUCUUGGUUUAGCUUCUUCUAGAGCUAGUCCUGCGCUAGUCAAACGACUCAUUGACCACGGGGCCAAUAUCCACGCGAAAGAGCAGUUCCAGCAUCACGGCUCAUCUAGCUUGUGGUCUGAUAGGCUAAUGCCUUGGAUACUUCAAUUCAUAUCAGCAGCAUAUGUUGGAAUUUGGAGGCCCUUCACACGCUUCUUGGUCACCACGGGGGCGAUAUCUCAGGAUCACUGUCCUAUCGCGAUAGUAAGGGGCGCCUUCCACUUCAUUACGUAG
Molecule: messenger RNA, 759 nt
Organism: Penicillium brasilianum
Lineage: Eukaryota; Fungi; Ascomycota; Eurotiomycetes; Eurotiales; Aspergillaceae
Source: the annotation of a GenBank genome assembly